This is a messenger RNA of Aureobasidium pullulans EXF-150, 621 nucleotides long. RefSeq lists its product as uncharacterized. Bases 1 to 621 code for a protein of 206 amino acids. NCBI's taxonomy places the organism in Eukaryota, Fungi, Ascomycota, Dothideomycetes, Dothideales, Saccotheciaceae. The transcript has a single exon. The record is from RefSeq and is a predicted model, not a curated record.
AUGGGCACCCGCAACCUCACAAUCGUCUACUACAAAGGCAAAUACCGCAUCUGUCAAUACGGCCAAUGGGACGGUGAUAGCCAAGGCCUCACCAUCUACAAUUUCCUCCUCGACCCAGUCAACAUUACAAAACUCGAAAAAGUCCUCGAUGCCGGCGACAGUAUGAUCCACACUCUCACAGACGAAGAAUAUAAAGCCUGGGGGGAAGAAAUGUUUGCCGCCCAGAUGGCCUGGAACCAGAGACCCCGCGAUCCUAACACUUGGGAGCUAUUCCAAGUUUCUCCCAUCUCGCUGUCGCGCGAUACUGGUGCAAACAUUUUGAAUCUGCUGGUGCAAGCCACAGAGCAAGAACCCGUGAAGGUGAAAUUCUGGAAUAUGGGGUUUAUCACGGAUACUCUGUGUUGCGAGUGGACUUGGGUUGUUGAUUUGGAUAAGAAAGUCUUGGAGGCGUAUACAAGUUGGGAGUAUGAUUUGAUAGAAAAGAAGGAGGAUUCGAGAUUUGCUGAGUUGUUUGGUGAUGAGGAAUUGCCUGGUUUGGUGAAGAGGUAUGAGUUUGGAAAGUUACCGGAGAGCAGAAAGGCGAUGUUGGAGGAUUUCGAGGUUGGUCGCAAGGAGGAGUAG